CAGAUAAAGAUACAGAUACAGAUACAUACAAUGUCUACAUUUACAUUGAGUGCACAAGUCGGUGACCAGGCAGAGGCUACAACAGUAGUCGAUAAUACAUUGUUGGCAACAAGUGUUGGCAGUGGUGAUGUGGAGGUCUAUUCAACACCUUCGAUGAUAGCAUUGAUGGAGCGUGCUGCUGUGUUGACACUCAAUGGCAAGCUGGACAGUGCUUGGACAACAGUUGGCACAUCGAUCAAUAUCAGUCAUCUCAGUGCAACACCCGUUAACAUGUCAGUGCGUGCAGUGGCCACCAUCACAGCCAUUGACAACAGAAAGAUCACGUACAAUGUUGAAGCCUUUGACUCUGUCGAGAAGAUUGGCGAAGGUGUCCACGAACGAUUCGCCGUUGACAAACAGAGAUUCAUGUCUCGGACAAACAGCAAGGGUACCCCCGCC
Acytostelium subglobosum LB1 is the source of this 438-nucleotide messenger RNA. RefSeq lists its product as hypothetical. The record is from RefSeq and is a predicted model, not a curated record. The transcript has a single exon. NCBI's taxonomy places the organism in Eukaryota, Evosea, Eumycetozoa, Acytosteliales, Acytosteliaceae. The annotation marks the transcript as partial.